CAAGAGUCAGUACGCAACCAGCGCCAUAGUGAGAACGACGCAAAGACCUGAGAGAAACCGAACGGAAUCCAUAGUCUCAAGUGCUGUGAGACGACGAGAACAACGUUGAUUUGCACUACGAAUGUGAUUUCAGCAAAGAAAUUUACUUGAGAUAAUUCUUGAACAAUUUAAACAUCUCUCGUGCAAAUAUUCAUUUGGAGAUUGAGACUUUAUCAACUGAGCUUUCUAUCUGCACACACGACCACCAAAAUGGACUAUUCCCCACUUCUCAGCCAAAUUGAACAUCCACUCCUCGAUUUCGACGACGACUCGGACAACUUUCAGAAAAUUAAUCUCAAUACGGAACCUGAGGAACUGAAUGCUGAAAGUCAAAGCACAGUCAUUACGACGGGAAAAAAUGUAAGCGGUGGCUUUUUUCGAAGGAGUAAAAGCAAAACUGAUGAGUUAAGUACUCCUACCAAGAAAAGUAGUCCCAUCGAAAUUAAAGGGUCCCCUAGUCAUCACAAGAGUCAAAAUAACAAAGAAAAGGAACAGCAACAUGGAUCAAAUUCGUCCAAUAGCGGUAGUUCAAGGAUGUCCUUUUUGAAAGUAUUGACCAGGAGGAACUCGUCCACGAAUCAGGGAAAGCAUAAAAAAAUGACGGACAAAUGGCUGGAGGGUGGCGAGCCAGUAAUGGAUGGAGUUGCAUUUUGCGUGAAAUUUCUGGGAAGUACGCUGAUUGAGAAAGCUGGUGCUGCAGAUGCUGCUGAAGCUACAAAAACAGUGAUUCAAAUGACUAAAGUUGGCCACAAACCGACCAGAUUAGGAAUGACUGUGAGCACAAAUGGUAUAACGCUAUCGGACCCAUCAACUGGAGAGAUUCGACUGGAAAUCUCAAUUUAUGAUAUCGCACACUGUUCAACUGACUCUAGCCAUCCAAGUAUCUUUUCCUUCAUUGCUACUAACAAAAAUGAUGUCAACGAGUGCUACUGCUUUGCCACGAGGAAGAGGAAAAUGGCACAGCACAUCACGCUAACAAUCGCACAAGCAUUCAACGUGGCCUUUGAAAUGUGGCAAAAUUCCAGCAUGGAGAAUUGUGGUGGGAGCAGUGUGUCGUCUUCAGAUGUGGUCGAAGUCAUCGUGGGAUCCACAGACUCGACCCAAAGCAAUGCCAGCACAGGAAGUGACCUUCGAGACUGGGUGGCGUUUGACCAAGACAACCACGAUACGGAUGCGGAGGAACUUGGAACUCGAUUCAGCCAUGCCAUCAAUCUCGUCACUCUGUCGCCCUUCCACAGGCCAAAUCCAAAUCCUAGUAGAAGACUUAGACAACCUCCGGGGAAAAAUGGGGACGAUCUUCUCAUAUGUUUAAAUUAACCCUACUACGCAAUAGAUGUUCCUAUGUAUUUGCAAAAUACGUAUAAGGAUGACGCCUAAUUUACGAAAUUGUUCUGUCGAGCAGACAUACAUAUAAACAAAUAUCUAUUAAUAAAUAACGCCAACUUAUGUAUAUGAUUAGGCAACUGUGCUAAAUAUUAUAUCUACGCAGAACGAUUUUUAAAAAAGAUGAGCUAUUUUGUAAUGCAAUCACCACCACAAUAUAAAACAUAUAUUUACAUAUAGACGUGCUUAUGCGUUUUAUAUUUAUAUAAACUGAAUAUAAUUUGAUGCAAAAGAUAAACAAUUAAAAUGCAAAUUAAACUUAAUUUAUUUAUGUUAAUUAAUAUGCGUACAAAUUUGUAUGAUGGUGUUUUUGCUUUAAAAAUCAUGGUGCUAUAUUACGAAGAAUGAGAUACAUGCCAUAAGCCAAAUAGAUUUGUUAUAAGUUGAAAGAUAUUUCCAUCCUUGUACUUGUAAUACUUAUUGUUAUAUUACACAAAAUACAUACUUAUCUAUGUACAAGUCGCAUUAGGUAAAGUUGAGAUUAUGUUAUAAUUCUUUUGUCUUUUUUACGCAAUUUUUAUCAUUUAUUAUCGGUUAAGUUUUAACUAAAUUUUGAAUCACUGAAAUUCAUGAUGCUGUAAAUACAUGGACUUGAUUAUAAUCUUUGUUAACACAUAUUACCUGCUAUUGUUACUAAAUAAAUAAAUUAAAAAGAGUAA
Folsomia candida is the source of this 2081-nucleotide messenger RNA. RefSeq names its product low density lipoprotein receptor adapter protein 1-B. Lineage: Eukaryota; Metazoa; Arthropoda; Collembola; Entomobryomorpha; Isotomidae. Bases 250 to 1356 code for a protein of 368 amino acids. The transcript is spliced from 5 exons. The record is from RefSeq and is a predicted model, not a curated record.